This is a messenger RNA of Drepanopeziza brunnea f. sp. 'multigermtubi' MB_m1, 765 nucleotides long. RefSeq lists its product as uncharacterized. Lineage: Eukaryota; Fungi; Ascomycota; Leotiomycetes; Helotiales; Drepanopezizaceae. Gene Ontology annotation, cellular component: Golgi apparatus. Gene Ontology annotation, biological process: vesicle-mediated transport. Gene Ontology annotation, molecular function: GTPase activity; GTP binding. The record is from RefSeq and is a predicted model, not a curated record.
AUGUCGUCGUCGUAUGAUUACAUUGCAAAGAUCGUCUGCAUCGGCGACUCGGGGACCGGCAAAUCCUCCCUCACAAUCCGUCUCUGCGAAGGCCGCUUCACCCAACACCAUGACGUGACGAUAGGUGUCGAGUUCGGCUCCCGCAUUGUCCCCGUCGGCCCGCCCAACACGCCCCUCCCAUCUUCCAAACCGACUACAGUCCGCCCCCCGGACCUCAGCGAAGGGCUGCCCGAGCCGCGGCGCGCCGAGCCCAAAAUAGAGCAAAAGCACAUGAAGCUCUCCCUGUGGGAUACCGCCGGGCAGGAGACCUACAAGUCGGUCACGCGCUCGUACUUCCGCGGCGCGUCUGGCGCGCUGCUGGUCUUCGACAUCUCGAGAAGACCGACAUUCACACAUGUCACGGACUGGCUGAACGAUCUGCGGCAGAUAGCGGAGCCGGAUAUUGUGGUCGUGCUAGUGGGGAAUAAGAGCGAUCUUGCGACGGAGGAGGAGAGCAAGAGGGAGGUGACCGUUGAGGAGGCUCGGGAAUGGGCGCGGAAGAAUGGCGUACUAGAAUACGUGGAAACCUCUGCAAAGAGUGGCGAGGGGGUCGAGAAUGCGUUUGGUAGGGUCGCGGAAAGGAUUUACAUGAAUGUCGAGGCAGGGAAAUACGAUUUGAAUGAUAGGAGAAGUGGUGUCAAAGGGCCACCGGCGGGGGGGAGCGUUAGGGGCGGUGUGAAGCUGGGGAAGACGCCGGUUAAAGGCGCGGCGUAUGGGUGUUGUUAA